AUGCCCGAAUUGAAUCUGGAGCUAGAUCUUAUUGUGCUGAACUGCACUUUGGCCACUGUUGAAGAAAUUGUGCAAUGCGACAUUAGUGUCAAAGACGAGAAGAUUCACUCAAUUGUCCCACAAGGAUCAUUGACUGGCUCAAAGGCCAAAAAAAUCAUUGAUGCCAAGGGAGCUCUGGUUACGCCAGGAGGAAUCGAUGCCCAUGUUCACCUUCAGGAGCCGCCUCUCUUUGGACUCGGCUCCACUGCAGAUGGCUUCGAGUCUGGCACCCGCUCCGCGAUUGCGGGAGGUACAACAACCAUUGUAGCAUUUGCACCUCAACGGAAGCAUGAAGAGAGUGUUCUCGCAACCCUAGCUAGCGCUCAAGAGCGCGCUCAUGAACAGUGCUACAGCGACUACUCGUUCCAUCUUAUCAUCUCCAACCCAUGCGCAAACACGCUUGCAGAGUUUCCAGCCUUCCGAAAGUUGGGUAUCUCCUCCGUCAAGAUAUACAUGACCUACGAAGCUUUGCGCCUCAACGACGAGCAAUUUUUGGAUGUCUUGUUCCAAUCCCGUCUACACAAGGUCACAACUAUGGUGCAUGCCGAGAAUGACUCUGUGAUUUCGUGGAUGACCAAGAAACUACAUGAGCGCAAUUUGUACGCACCAAGGUACUUUACUGCUUCUCACCCCGCUGCCGCCGAAAUUGAGGCAAGCUACCGUGCAAUCUGUCUUUCCGAGUUUAUUGAUACUCCUAUCUUAAUCGUACAUGUUUCUAAUCCUCGAGCUGUCGAGAACAUUCGACAAGCCCAGGCAAACGGGCUUCCAAUUUAUGCCGAAACUUGUCCUCAAUAUCUAUUUCUCAGCAACGAAAACGUGGAUUUGCCUGGGCUCGAGGGGGCAAAAUGUGUUUGCAGUCCACCGCUGCGCAACAAAUCUGACCAAGAGGCUAUUUGGGCGGGUCUCGAGGACGGGACAUUUACCAUUCUUUCGUCCGACCACUGCCCGUUUAACUUCGAUGCCGCUGGCAAAGGAUCGAGUGUAACCGCAGAACACCCUGAUGGGCAAUUUCACCUGGUUCCCAAUGGAUUAUCUGGAGUCGAGACCCGAAUGCCAUUGGUCCUUUCGGCCGAUCGACUUAAGAUACAAAGAUAUGUGGAGCUGACAUCGACCAACCCGGCCAAAUUGUAUGGCAUGUACCCGAAGAAAGGCGCUCUUAUCCCCUCGGUCAGUGAUGCCGACUUCGUCAUCUGGUACCCCGAAGGGGAUCUUGAUAUGACUAUCACCAACGACAUCCUUCACCACGACGUUGACCACACUCCAUUUGAGGGACACAAGGUAAAGCAGUGGCCGCGCUACACUGUACUUCGUGGACAAGUAGUUUGGGACCGGGAAGAUGGAGGUGUUGUGGGUAGUCGAGGCUAUGGUCAGUUUUUGCAUCGCGCGGAGAGCAUGUUGGCGGGUAGUAGGAGUGAGGGGUCUUGGGACGUUGAGACCGCGUGGGUUUAG
Messenger RNA from Penicillium vulpinum, 1488 nucleotides. RefSeq names its product Hydantoinase/dihydropyrimidinase. The record is from RefSeq and is a predicted model, not a curated record. The coding region runs from base 1 to 1488 and encodes 495 amino acids. Gene Ontology annotation, molecular function: hydrolase activity, acting on carbon-nitrogen (but not peptide) bonds. Lineage: Eukaryota; Fungi; Ascomycota; Eurotiomycetes; Eurotiales; Aspergillaceae. Gene Ontology annotation, cellular component: cytoplasm. The transcript is spliced from 3 exons.